Messenger RNA from Peronospora belbahrii, 1221 nucleotides. The record is from the annotation of a GenBank genome assembly. Lineage: Eukaryota; Oomycota; Peronosporomycetes; Peronosporales; Peronosporaceae.
AUGCCGAACCUGUAUACCAUUGCGGGGUUACUAUCUCCACUAGAAAUCUCUACACAAGAAGACAAUAUGUUAGUCGAACUUACGGAAGCACUUACGCAGCACAAUCUUGCUCAAUGUAGUACCGUACUAGUAACGAAACACGGUCAUGCUGAUUCAAGAGCGUGGAAAGAACUUCGACAUAAAGAUAACAUUCGAAUAUACAAGGAACGCCCACGAUCGAAAUCCAUGCCUACUACACCAUCUCUCUUACUUCUUGGAAAGAUGCAAGGUAGUCUCGACGAUGUCAUGUACGCUAUCAUGACCCCCACUGAAGAGUCAUUGAAAAUAAAGUCAAGCUGUAUGCAAGACGGCGCGAUUGACCACAAAGUGUUGCGUGAAAUUGUACGACCGAGCACGGAUAAUCCGUUUCGCCAUAUUAGCAUUAAUUGGUCGCUCUAUGCCGACGCGAAUCCACACGACUACGUCUGUGUUGAUGCUACGGGCAUCACCCAGACAUUGCGCGGUGAGCGUGUGGGUUUCCACCUGUCGCACUCCGUCGCGUUUUCACCACUGCCGGACUUUUCAAAAUCCCACGGUGUCGAGCGCGGUAACAGAUCCAUCUGCUCCCUGUACAAAGAGACACCAACAGGUGAAGUGGAGUGCUACGUACGUGGAUUCUUCAAUUUUUGUAACAGUGACAAUGAGUUGAUGACAACCAUCUAUUUACACGCUAUUGCAAACCAAUGGUUAUCCUUUUCUCGCCAAGUCGACUUUGCGCACAUGAAAAAACUAGUGUGGCGUUUGCGACGCAACAGUAGUAGCUCCAGUGACUUUGUCAUUGCUGCUGCUGCGGAAGAGCAUAAACGGAAGACACUCGAAGCGACUUUGAGUCGACACGAUUCUUGUCGAGUUUGUCGCAAGACAUUUGGUUUGCUUGAUCGCAAAAAGACUUGUAAGAACUGCGAACAGGUCAUUUGUCCUCGCUGUCGUAUCAAAAAGCGCGUAUGCGUCUUUGCCCCGGAUCAACGGACCUUGUUAGAGAAAAAACGAAGCUUUUGUGCCCCAUGCAUUGAACAAGUUGCAAUGAGCAACGCGCGUGUAAUUGCUCAAGAGGAACUUCAAUUGCAAGUGAAAGAUCAUGAGGAUGGAGUGAACAUUGCAAUGGAACAAACAUUUGCUUUUUCCCGACAACAUAUAACGUCAUGGGUGACCAUGAACGAGUCUGGAUGUGGCUCAUGUUAA